Drosophila eugracilis is the source of this 568-nucleotide messenger RNA. Its product is annotated as REST corepressor. The record is from RefSeq and is a predicted model, not a curated record. Gene Ontology annotation, cellular component: transcription regulator complex; histone deacetylase complex. Gene Ontology annotation, molecular function: transcription corepressor activity. The transcript has a single exon. Lineage: Eukaryota; Metazoa; Arthropoda; Insecta; Diptera; Drosophilidae. Gene Ontology annotation, biological process: negative regulation of DNA-templated transcription; regulation of transcription by RNA polymerase II. The coding region runs from base 70 to 522 and encodes 150 amino acids.
CACUAAAAUGUUUUGCUUUCGUUGCUCUCUUGACCUAGUUUAUUUGUUUUUAUUUUCUUUGAUCGAAGGAUGUCCUCCCGAAAAGAAAAGCGAGAUUCUUGUUAUUGGCGCAGGCAGGCAGCCACUUUACCGGAUUAUGUGCCACCAUGUCAGCGAGAGAACGAUCUAAAACAGCUGCAACAUCGAGCGUCGAUCCUGUGGUCGCCGCAGCUGUUGGAACAAGACGAAAAGGAUAUUUGCGAAUAUCUAGACUUUGCAGCCAGCUGUUACGGGAUCGAGGAGGAGCAGGCACUGUUUAUCCUGCGAAGUAACGGGUUCGAUCUGCCAAUCGCCCGACGACGUCUGGGGAGGAUUGAGACAGCUCGGGGUAGCCGUUUUCAUCGCUGGAAAGCACAGGAUCUUAUUCAACUUUCAAAGGCCUUUGAGCUAUAUGGCACCGAUUUCGCGAAAGUCAAGAAGAUGUUACCUCACUUUCCCCUGGCCGAGGUCCGUCAAUACUUCAACUUUUUGUACUCGACUUAGGAGCAACAAUGCAAAACACUGGCAACCCUGUCUACUGAGACUUAUU